AUGUCUACAGCAAAUAAUGGUUCAACAGGAGCAUUCUCCUUUAACAAUAUAUCAUUGGGUGGUAGAAUAGGAGGUACGAGAGGAGUAUUAAAGAUGAAUAAUGUAGGUUUAGCAUGGAAGUCUGAAGCAGGUAGAAGUGAAACUAUACAAAGUAGCGAAAUUGAAGCAGCUGGUUGGACAAGAAUGACACCAAAGAUAUAUCAAUUGAAUCUUAAGAUGAAAGGAGGUGCUUCUGUAAAGUUUGAUGGUUUUAGAGAACCUGACAAUGAAACAUUAAAACAAUUCUUUAAAGAAAACUAUGAUAUUGAAUUGGAUAAUAUUGAAUUAUCAACAAGAGGAGUAAACUUUUCAAUGGUCAAAGUGAAUGGUAGUAUUGUAUCAUUUACAGGAUCCAAUCAAAAGACACUCUUUGAAUUCCCCAUUUCAGAGAUUUCACAAUCGAUCAUUAACCUCAGCAACAAAAAUGAAUUGACUAUGGAGUUUCAUCACGACUCUACAUUGGACGAAGAGGAUGAAUCAUUGGUAGAGGUUAGACUUUAUAAUCCAUUCUCAAAAUCUCUCAAAGAGGAUGAAGACAACACUGAGGAUCCAGUCAAGGACUUUCAAGAUGCCCUCCUCAGAAAAUCAGACAUUUCUCAAGUUGGAAAGAGAAUUGCUGUUCUCGAAAAUAUUCAACUCGUCACACCAAGAGGUAGAUGUGAUGUUGAAAUGUACCCAACCUUUCUUCGUCUUCAUGGUAAAACUCAUGAUUACAAAGUCAUCUAUAAUACCAUUUCAAAAUUAUUCCAAUUACCAAAACAAGAUCAAGCUAAUAUGUAUUUUGUUAUAAGUUUAGAUCCACCUGUUAGACAAGGUAAAACUAAAUAUGAUCAUUUGGUUAUUCAAUUACCAAAGAAUCAAGAAGCAUCAGUUGAAUUAAAUUUAACAGAUGAAGCACAAGAAAAAUAUAAAGAUAAAUUAUCACCAACUAUGGAUGGUACAUUUUAUGUAAUUGUUCGUAGAAUCUUGACAUCUUUGACAGGAAAGAACAUUAUUGUGCCUGGAAACUUCCAAUCUGCCAAUCAAUUCAACAGUAUUAAAUGUUCACUCAAGGCAAAUGAAGGUGAUUUAUAUCCAUUGGAAAGAUCAUUCUUUUUCAUCUACAAACCACCAACCUAUAUCAAGUUUACCGAUAUUGACUUUAUUGAAUUCUCUCGUGCUCCAACUUCGGUCACUGGUAGAAAUGCUCCAAGUAGUCGUAACUUUGAUCUUGGUAUCACUCUUAAAAAUCAAACAAAUAUUCAAUUUACAAAUAUCUUAAAGGAGGAAUAUGAAAAUUUACACAACUUUAUUCAAUCAAAAGGAAUCAAGGUUGCCAAACAAGAACAAGCAGCACCUAUGCGUAUGCUUGUUGAUGAAGAUGACUCUGAUGAUGAUGAUUAUGAACCAGAUGAAGAUGAAGAAUCAUCAGAUGAUGAUGAUGCUGCUGAAUCAUCCUCGGAAUCCUCAUCUGAAGAAGAAAAGAAAACUAAAAAGAAACAAAAAAAGAAUUAA
Cavenderia fasciculata is the source of this 1533-nucleotide messenger RNA. It is a transcript of the gene ssrp1, whose product is annotated as structure-specific recognition protein 1. Gene Ontology annotation, molecular function: nucleosome binding; DNA binding; histone binding. The transcript has 6 exons. Gene Ontology annotation, cellular component: nucleus; FACT complex. Bases 1 to 1533 code for a protein of 510 amino acids. Lineage: Eukaryota; Evosea; Eumycetozoa; Acytosteliales; Cavenderiaceae. The record is from RefSeq and is a predicted model, not a curated record.